AAUACUACCUUCUGUUCGGUUUUAUUUGCAACAUAGGUAGUGGGCACAAUAAUUAAGACAUCUAUCUUUACUUGAUAGCUUUACAAAUGACAAGCAUUACAAAAAGGAUGUAGAGUUCUAAUGUCCACAUAUACUAUCAUUACAAAAAGCAACGUAGUGCUCAUCUACAGUACUCCAGGCUGUCUACUGGGGUGUUAUGAAACAAAAAAAAUUCAAACUUCCCUCCUAGAACAGUUUACGCACCAAAACUUUUAACUUCCUUCUAUAAAUACCAUCAACCCAUCAUACACAAUCCAUAAACUUCUCCAAAGGCAAAAAACAGAUUUCACUGCUGCAGUAACUAUGGAUGAAGAAAUACCAGUUUCAGAGCUUCUUCAGUUGGAGGUGGAUGCCAUGUGUGAUGACUUUGAUGUUGAGCCAGAACUAGAAGUAUUCUCUUCCUUGUUUUCUGAAAGUCACAAUGAGGUAGGAUCUGAAUCACAAACAUCAGAAAUUGUUCCCAAAAAAGUAAAUCUCACAAAUAAUUAAAGGAAGCACUUGGUAGAAAAACUUUUAAUGUUGAGUGAUGGUAAAACCUUACCCAAAGGUGCUGUGUCAACAGUUGCAGCGGAAUUUAAAGUUCAUAGAACCACUGUUUGGAGGAUUUGGUCUGCAGCUAAAGUUCAAUUAGCUGGGGGUACAUUAGUGGAUGUUCAAAGUCAAAGAAGGGGAAAGGUAGGGAGGAAACCUAAAGUUUUUGAUUUGGAAAUCUCAAGGCUGUGCCUAUUCAACAAAGAACCACUAUUCGAUCUUUGUCUUCUGCCCUUGGGAUUAGCCACUCGGCAGUCUAUCGGCUACUUAGAACAGGGCAACUUAGAGCCCACACAAACAGUAUUAAGCCCAAACUUAAUCACAUGCACAUGAGGAGGAGGCUUAUUCACAUUAUGGGUCAAGUAAUUCCAAGGACAGUGAACACAAUACCUAAAUUUUCAGGUAUGUACAACAUGGUUCAUAUAGAUGAAAAGUGGUUUUACAUGUCACAAAAAACUCAAAGGUUUUAUCUAUUUCCUUGGGAGGAAGAACCCUAUAGGAGCUGUCAGAACAAAAACUUUAUUGGCAAGGUUAUGUUUUUUGGUGCUGUGGCUAGGCCACAUAUACUACCGUAUCUGAUUCGGGUCAAGUUCUAUGGGACGGAAAAAUAGGGAUAUUUCCAUUUACCGAAAUUGUUUAUGCACAAAGGAGAUCAUGUAAUAGGGAGGCAGGAACCCCAGAAUUAAAAGCCAUACAAUCUGUGUCACAAACAGUUAUUAAAUCGAAGUUAAUAAAUUCAAUCUUGCCGGCUAUAAGGGAACAUUGGCCAUCUAAUGCAUGCAAGGAUAUUUGGAUUCAAUAGGAUAACGCUAGGCCUCACUUUGGUGUUAAUGAUGUGCAAUUCAUGGAGGCUGCCACUUUAUUUGGUUUCAAUAAAAGACUAACAUGCCAACCUGUCCAAAGUCCAGAUUUGAAUGUACUCGAUCUAGGUUUUUUUAGAGCUAUACAAUCUAUUCAAUAUAAGGCUUUUCCUAAGACGGUUGGUGAACUAGUUGGUGCUGUCCAGGAUGCAUUUUACUCUUUUGAACCAAGGCUGUUAAACUACACAUGGGUACACCUUCAAUACAUAAUGCUGGAAAUAUUGAAGGUAAGGGGAGGUAACAACUAUAAGAACCCCCACAAUGCUAAAAGAAAGCUGGACAGUUUGGGUGUUCUACCAACACAAGUUGAAAUUCCAGAAGAACUCAUUGAAGAAACAAAUAAUUUCUUGAUGGAGGGCCAAAUUUUGGUGAAUACAACAAUGCUAAAUUAGUGCAUCAAGAAAGGAGGUCCUUACUUUUGGUGGUGCCAGUAUUAAGUUUGAAAUCUUUUUGCUUUCACAGGGAUGUAAACUUUGCCCAAGUUUACUGCCCAAAUUUUGUAAAUGUUGCCACAGUUUAUUAGGCUACUCUUAAGGGGUUGUAAACUUAUUAUAGUGUAACUACUUUCAAACUUUAUUUUGCUCCAGAUGACUCAAUCUAAAUGCACUAACUUGUAUGUUUGCAAAUCACUACAUGUAAUAUGGAAAGGAUAUUCAGAAAUGCUAAUACUUUAGUCAACAAAAAUCACACCAUGUCAAUAAAUCUAUAGGCACGAAUAAUGUCAAUCUACCACAAUUCUUCGUAUAAAGUCAUGCAAAAUUUAACAGACCAAAAUCAACAGAAAAUUCAUUUUGGGCAUUCAGAAACCAAAUGAACAGAAUGCAACCAAAUCCACAAAUCAACAAAUUUUAGCCAACUGUAUUUUUUUGUAAUUAAACCUAAAUACUAGUAUAAAAAAAAUACCGUUUUUAGAUUCCUCAGGAAACUGGAUUGGCCGCAAGAUUUUGAAGAACAUCAUUAGGUAACUGCUCAUCUCACGGAAAAUGGGAUUGUAAACCAUACCCACCUUUUUGCAGAUUUAAGUGCAAGCUCUGUUUUCUAAUUUGUGUUAAUCUUGAUUGAUCUCUUUCUCAUUCUCUUCAGUCGCAGAAUGUCAAGGAGGAGUAGUAGGAGCGCCGUCUUCACUCGCAUAAUAUCGAGGGGGAGUAGUAGGACCGAUAGUUUGAUGUCAUCGACGGCUAUUUGUGGUGCCUCCAUCUUAACAGUGCUAGAAUGAAAUAGAAAAAUAGGGAGCAAGUGGGUAGAAGAUGAUAAAGAAAGCAAUAGAUAAGAAUGGUUGAAUAUACGGAGAAGAUAAGGGAGGGUUUCUU
Cuscuta europaea is the source of this 2740-nucleotide messenger RNA. The record is from the annotation of a GenBank genome assembly. Lineage: Eukaryota; Viridiplantae; Streptophyta; Magnoliopsida; Solanales; Convolvulaceae.